Messenger RNA from Penicillium alfredii, 810 nucleotides. RefSeq names its product phosphomannomutase SEC53 (gene sec53). The coding region runs from base 1 to 810 and encodes 269 amino acids. The record is from RefSeq and is a predicted model, not a curated record. The transcript has 5 exons. Gene Ontology annotation, molecular function: phosphomannomutase activity. Lineage: Eukaryota; Fungi; Ascomycota; Eurotiomycetes; Eurotiales; Aspergillaceae. Gene Ontology annotation, cellular component: cytosol. Gene Ontology annotation, biological process: GDP-mannose biosynthetic process; protein N-linked glycosylation; mannose metabolic process.
AUGGCAACUGAAGCUGCAAGUGUCUAUCCCUCCUUGGGGGACCGUCCUAUCAAGAAAACAGUGUGCCUCUUUGAUGUUGACGAAACUCUCACCCCCGCAAGAGCAAGUGUUCAGCCAGAAAUGCUCGAGCUCCUCUCUCAAUUGCGACACAAGUGUGCCAUUGGAUUUGUUGGCGGAUCGAAUCUGGUGAAACAGCAAGAACAGCUCGGCACACCCUCCAUCAAUGUCACCACUCUUUUUGACUUCUGCUUUGCUGAAAAUGGCCUCGUUGCCUACCGCCUGGGCAAGCCACUGUCUAGCAACAGCUUCAUCCAGUGGCUCGGGGAGGACAAGUACCAGGAGUUGGUGGAUUUCUGCCUCAAAUACAUUGCCAAUGUGAAACUGCCCAGGAAGCGUGGCACCUUUAUUGAGUUCCGAAAUGGCAUGGUCAACAUCAGUCCCGUUGGGCGUAAUGCCAGCCCUGAGGAGCGCAAAGAGUUCGAGGCCUAUGACAAGAUACACAAUAUCCGAAAGGACCUUGUGGAAGCCUUGAAAAAGGAGUUCUCUGAUUAUGGUCUCACUUUCUCAAUUGGUGGUCAGAUUUCUUUCGACGUCUUCCCGACCGGGUGGGACAAGACGUAUUGCCUGCAGCACAUCGAGGCCGAGAAGGGCAUCUCGGGUGUUGAGUACAAGACCAUCCACUUCUUUGGAGACAAGACCUUCCCUGGUGGAAAUGACCACGAAAUCUAUGCUGACCCUCGGACUAUCGGCCAUGCUGUCGAUGGCCCUGCCGACACCAUGAAGCAGCUGAAGGAGCUCUUCGGGCUAUAG